Colletotrichum karsti is the source of this 1950-nucleotide messenger RNA. RefSeq lists its product as uncharacterized. Gene Ontology annotation, biological process: actin filament polymerization. The record is from RefSeq and is a predicted model, not a curated record. The transcript has 3 exons. NCBI's taxonomy places the organism in Eukaryota, Fungi, Ascomycota, Sordariomycetes, Glomerellales, Glomerellaceae. Gene Ontology annotation, molecular function: microtubule binding; actin binding. Gene Ontology annotation, cellular component: actin filament; cytoplasm. The coding region runs from base 1 to 1950 and encodes 649 amino acids.
AUGCCGUCGGUUUUGAGCGACGAGGAUAAGGAGACCGUCAAGCGCUUCGUUCCCAAGCAAACCAACAAGAUACAGGCCGUUGCCGUCGCUAGAUUAUAUGUGGCCUAUCCCGACCCGACGAGAUGGACGUACACAGGCAUCCAGGGCGCCAUCGUCUUGUCUAAUGACCUGGUAGGCAAUACCUAUUGGCUGAAGAUGGUUGAUAUCUCUUCCGCAAACCGAGGCGUCAUCUGGGAUCAGGAGAUAUUCGACACGUGGAGCUAUAACCAAGACCGAACCUACUUCCACAGUUUCGAAAUCGAAGAAUGCCUUGCCGGUCUCUCCUUUGUCGACGAGAAAGAAGCAAAACAGUUCAAGAAGAAGAUGGACGACAGGGAAAAGAAUGCAAGCAGAAACACGAGGGCAACACCUUUCGGAGGAGCUGCACAGCACACAGCCCACAAACAUGGCCUGCUCGGAGGGCUUUUCGGCAGUCGACAUGCCUCAGCUCCCACACCUCCUGAGUCGCCUCGAUCCCAUCCGCAUGGUCGAAUGCCAUCCAUUGGGACUACGAAUGGUCACAAGUCCUCCGAGUUUGCUGUCCUUGACGCAUUCGACUCCAAUUGGCGGGAGAACUUUGGGCAGGAUCUGCGAGACAAAGGCUUGAGCGAGGAGUUCAUUAAGGAGAACCAAGAAUUCAUUGUCGACUUCCUCAAAGAGGAACAAGAAAAGCUGAUGGCUGGAGCACGAAGCCAUGUCCCUCCUCCACCGCCCCCGGCUCCAGCUCCUCAAUCAAACGGCAUCGAGCCCAGGAACAGAGCUCCUCCUCCACCGCCCCCUCCGGGAGGGAGUCAUUCGGAUGGGCCACGCUUACCGCCGCCGCCCCCAGCACCGCGGCGCGGCGCUGCGCCGGCCCCUCCGCCAGCCAGGAGAUCUGGCAAGACCGAAGCGCCCGCUGUUCACAGAGAACCAACACCUCCAAGCGAGCCCGCGGCGCCCGAACCCUCAAGAAACCGAUUCGCCGUACCACCCCCAUUGCCUGAUGCUGGUAAACUCGCGCACGCUCUUGGGGGUUCAGUGAACGCCAUUCGUGGGCCUGCAAACCACGGGCCGCCUCCACCCCCGCGACCGCCGAAGACACCAAUGCAGGAAGAGGAGAAACCGGCCGGUAGCAGAUUCGGAGUGCCCCCGGCUUUCCCUGGUUCACGGCCGCCGCCGACUCCGAGUCGGGGUCCGGUCCCGCCGCCACCUCCGCCAAGAGCAGAUGGCCCACCGCCUGCUCUUCCUCCCAAGGCUCCGGCAAACGAAGCGCCUCCAUUGCCGCCUCCCUCUUCUCGACCGGUGCCACCUCCCCCUGCGGCCGGCAACCCUCCACCUUUGCCAGCAUCGCAUGCUCCCCCUCCACCACCGCUGCCUUCCUCCAGCGCUCCUCCUCCGCCUCCUCUGCCGACGUCACCGCCGCCGUUGCCGACAUCCAAUGCCCCGCCUCCUCCGCCCUUACCUGCAUCAAACGCUCCUCCACCACCUCCGCUGCCGUCAAGCAACGCUCCUCCUGCCCCACCUCCACCACCCCCCGGAGCCGGUGUGCCGCCCCCUCCACCACCCCCACCGCCGGCGGGCUUUGGCGGACCUCCGCCGCCUCCUCCUAUGCCGAACAGGGAUUCUGGAUACUCAUCCACCGCACCCGCGCCCGUUCCGGAUGUUGGACGUUCUGCUGUGUUAGGCGACAUCCAGAAGGCCGGCGGUAUCAAGGCACUCAAGAAGGUGGACAGAAGUCAAAUCCGAGACAGAAGUGGUGCAUCCGUUGGUGGCAGCAGCGACACCGGACCGCAUGGCAGUGGCUUGCCUCCGGCUGGCGUUGCACCUGGCGGCGGCGGUGACAUGGCUAACGCUCUUGCUGCCGCGCUGCAGAAGAGAAAGGCGAAGGUUAGCAACAGCGAUGAUGAAAAGAGUGACAAUGACGACUGGUGA